ACGACAUUUCGUUGCCAGAAUGCUAGUUAGGGUACGCUCAAAGGACGGAAACUUUCGUUUCGAGUUUGCGCCCUCUGCAGACAUUGCGGACCUCGUGUCCAAGAUACUCGAAAUUGCGCAGGAUGCGGACCCGAACGCGCUCACAAUCUCCAAUCAGCCACGAGGCAACGAGGUCCUUGUUUCAACGCUCAAGGGAAGAAGUCUGGAGUCGCUAGGCAUCAAACAUGGGGAUCUGUUAUUCGUCGGAUACUCCCCGAAACCCGCUCAGAGCGCGUCAACAAGCCAACCCGACCCGCAACAAGCCCUCGCAGCGGCCGGUGAUGGCGCCGCGAAACGUCCUUGGGAGCUCGCCCGAGAAGACCCUGUCGACACCUACUGGCGUUCCAGAGACGGCAAAAUCCCGCGUGGCCGCGACUCGCGCUUCUGCAAGCAUGGUGCCAACGCCAUGUGCGACUAUUGCAUGCCCCUCGAGCCGUACGAUCCAGCGUAUCAUACCGAGCACAGCAUCAAACACCUGUCGUACCACGCGUAUAUAUGUAAGCUUGCGCCCACGGGGUCGGCGGCGACGACCUCCAGUGCAACUCUACCGCCGCUCGAGCUGCUGAACUACAAGGUGAAGACUCCGUGUCCCACCGGGCAUCCGAGCUGGCCCAAGGGUAUCUGCACGGCAUGUCAGCCGUCUGCGAUCACGUUACAAAGCCAACCAUUCCGGAUGGUAGACCACUUGGAGAUCGCGUCUCCGGACAUCAUCCAAAGGUUCCUUGAAGCCUGGAGGAGGACCGGUCUGCAGCGGUUCGGAUGGCUGUUAGGCCACUACGAGCCCUAUAACGACGUCCCGAUGGGUGUGAAGGCUGUUGUUGAGGCCAUCCACGAACCGCCACAAGAGGGUGAGGUGGACGGCUUGUCGCUUGGGCUCCCGUGGGAGGACGAGCCUAGGAUUAAGGAGCUCGCGAAGCACGCCUCGACCCCACUCGGUAUUGUUGGCUACAUCUUCACGGACCUCGUUCCCGAGCCUGAAGACCGGACAAAGACCCAGUACAGGAGGCAUCCGCAGUCCUUCUAUCUCUCGUGUCUGGAGGCGAUCUUCGCUGCCCACGUCCAGCUGCAGAACCCGACGCCGUCAAAGUCAUCAACGACUGGGUUCUUCGGCUCGCGCAUGGUCACUGCCAUUCUAACGGGCACUGAGGGUGGUGGUAUUGACGUCGCGGCGUAUCAGGUCUCGGAGCAGGCAUGUGCGAUGGUAGAGGCGGACAUGAUUGAGGCCAGUGUCGACCCUGGGAUCGUGCGUGUAAAGGAGGAAGACAGGUCUGAGGACUCGGCAAGAUAUAUCCCCGAUGUCUUUUUCCGCUACAAGAACGAGUACGGCCUUGAGGUGAAGAAGACCGCGAAGCCUGCGUUCCCUGUUGAGUACUUGAUGGUCAACGUAUCUCACGGCUUCCCUCAAGACCCCAAACCACUUUUCCAGUCAGCGAAGCUCAUUGAGAAUCGCCCCGGGCUCGAAGACCAGUCGACAGGACGGCUCGUCAAAGAUCUCGCGAGCAUCCGCGCGCCCGAUCUUCUCCCUGGUGAGGGUAUGACCCAGCAGCGUCGCGAGUUGGCUGCCUGGUUGAGCGACUGGCACCUCGUCUCUUUCUUGGGUACGACCCAGCUGGUAUCACAAGAGGAUAUGAAGACCUUCCUCCGCGCAGCAUCAUCACCUAAACUGCUCGAGGACCCGUCUGCACUGGAUAGUGUCAUCACAACAGAGAGCUGGCAAACGCUCAUGACUUUCACUCGCGAGAUGGGCCCGGCGCGGCCUUCAUCCUCGGCACCUACGUUGGGUGGACCCUCGGCAAUGAACGAGGAAAUCCCUGCAGAGUACUACGAGCAGAUUGCUCGCGAACAGGCCGAGAGCGCGUCUGCCGGGGAUGGCGGAGCAGCUCCCCAGACUGGGAUCAGGAUCUGCCCCCAUUGCACGUUCGAGAACACGCAUGGUGGUACAGAUUGUGAGAUUUGUGGAUUGCCGCUACAGUAGGGAAUGCAGAUGAGGCGAAAAUGAAUGUACGAGUAGUGUGAUACGAUAGAGACAUACCCG
Molecule: messenger RNA, 2074 nt
Organism: Phanerochaete carnosa HHB-10118-sp
Lineage: Eukaryota; Fungi; Basidiomycota; Agaricomycetes; Polyporales; Phanerochaetaceae
Exons: 7
Coding region: 20-2014 (664 amino acids)
Biological process (GO): ubiquitin-dependent protein catabolic process
Cellular component (GO): nucleus
Molecular function (GO): ubiquitin protein ligase binding; ubiquitin binding
Source: RefSeq, a predicted model, not a curated record